Drosophila kikkawai is the source of this 1314-nucleotide messenger RNA. RefSeq names its product Ras converting CAAX endopeptidase Sras (gene Sras). Gene Ontology annotation, molecular function: metalloendopeptidase activity. Gene Ontology annotation, biological process: CAAX-box protein processing. Lineage: Eukaryota; Metazoa; Arthropoda; Insecta; Diptera; Drosophilidae. The record is from RefSeq and is a predicted model, not a curated record. Gene Ontology annotation, cellular component: endoplasmic reticulum membrane.
UAUCGUAACGGUCACACUGCUGCAAAACAUCUGUGUUUGUGUACUUACUCUUCGGCUAAUCUAAAGAAUGACGAAUACCCGCGUUUAGAUGUCCAAUAUGAGCGAAAAGAUUGGAACACCGCUGCCGGCAGAGCCAGAUGAACUGCCCCAAAUCCCCGUGGUCACCUCCGUGAGCUGCUGCUUCGUGCUGGCCCUGCUCUACGUGGGAAGUCUGUAUAUCUGGAACACGAAACACAACCGGGAUCAUCCCACGACAGUCAAGAGAAGAUUUGUCAGCGUGUCAAUGGUGAUGCUAGUGGCUCCCUUCUUUGUAUACUUUUUCUCAUCGCCGGAACUGCUGAGGCGAGAGCCGUUCCCAAAACUGCUGGGAUUCCGCUUGGAGGGACUGUGGCAGGCUGUGGUGAUACCCUAUGCCCUCACGGCCCUCCUCUUCCUGGGACCCAUCUUUGUCAACAUGCAGAAUGAGUCCAUACGCUCAUAUUUCGAUGUCGACUACUGGCGAGGAUCCUUCAGCAGCAUUAUCUGGGUGCGGAAUCAUGUGAUGGCCCCUUUGAGCGAAGAGUUUGUGUUCCGAGCCUGCAUGAUGCCUUUGAUUCUGCAGAGUUUUUCACCCGUGGUGGCCGUCUUCAUCACGCCUCUGUUCUUUGGGGUGGCCCACCUGCACCACAUUGCCGAGCGACUGAGUCUGGGAGUGGAACUGAGCACUGCCUUGAUGAUUGGUCUAUUCCAGUUCACCUACACUACCUUGUUUGGGUUCUAUUCAGCGUACCUGUUUGCUAGAACAGGUCACUUGGUGGCUCCCUUCCUGGUGCAUGCAUUUUGCAACCACAUGGGUCUGCCGGAUAUCCAGGAUCUGUGGCAGCAAGAUCUCUGGCGACGUGUUCUGGCCAUUGUGCUCUAUAUAGCCGGCUUUGCUGGCUGGGUUUAUUUGUUGCCCCUGGCCACCGUUCCUUCGUUGUAUGCCAACACGCUGUACUGGAAAUAAUAGUACAGAUUUUGAAGGUAGAAACAGUAGCUUUAUUUUUAUUAGGCUCAUCAACUGUUGCCAUAUGACAAGCUUGUAUGUAUCAUGUUUCAUAUCGAAAUAACCUGACUGUGCACAUCAUUAACAACGGUCUUCCUGUUAAUCUAAAACAAUCUACUUUAAGAAAAAUGUGGAUAAUUCAUUUUACCAUCAAUUGAAUUCAUACAAAAUUAUUGAGUUGUAGCCCAUUUUCAUCACAUUUUGGUUAUUAAUUAUUGUCUACAGCAUUUGUAAAUUUUUGUUAAACUAAAAAAAUUAGUGAAAUAUAAACAUAAAUACAUACAUAUGUA